Molecule: messenger RNA, 1942 nt
Organism: Sinocyclocheilus rhinocerous
Lineage: Eukaryota; Metazoa; Chordata; Actinopteri; Cypriniformes; Cyprinidae
Product: tumor necrosis factor receptor superfamily member 5-like
Exons: 5
Coding region: 320-1024 (234 amino acids)
Biological process (GO): positive regulation of T cell migration; defense response to Gram-positive bacterium; positive regulation of peptidyl-tyrosine phosphorylation
Cellular component (GO): external side of plasma membrane
Molecular function (GO): protein binding
Source: RefSeq, a predicted model, not a curated record
UGUUAAUUAAAAAAUGAAUGCUUUAGCUUUCUUUCCUGAAUAUAUGUUGUAUAAUAUGAAAUAUAUGCAUUUUGUAAAUUGUCAUUCCCCUUGUCUUAAGGAGUUGGCAUGCCACCUGCUGGUGCAUUAAUGUAUAAAAUAAUGAGUCAAUGCAUAAUUGGUGUUUAGUUUUGAGGCCCAUGCAUUUUAGUAAAAUGGAUUUAAAAGUGUCUGGCACAAUUGAUUUCUGUCUAUUUUUCUGAACGCCAUCUAACACAAAUCUCUUUUUCAGCUCCAUGAAAAUGACCACCUCUGCAGAUGAUUUAUUUAGUUCCCAGAUAUGUGUAUAUUCUAUAAUCUAUCAAAAUUGCUUCCCCUCCUCUUCGUGAGGAUUGUGCUUUGUGUGGCUGCAUGCAAUAAUGCAGAAUAUGAAAUUGAUGGAGAGUGUUGCCCGAUGUGUGAUCCAGGAAAGCGAGUUCAUAAACAUUGUGAUAAGUACACAAGCACAACAUGUGAUUCAUGCCUCGUGAUGACUUACACUAAUGCUCCUAAUGGAUUUACAGAAUGUCUACCCUGUUCUGUCUGUGAUGCAAGUAAUGGGCUGAGAGUAAAGCAGACAUGUACAUUAAUAUCAGACACAGUGUGUGAACCUCUGCCAGGUUAUUACUGUAUAGACUUGCUCUAUAACUGUAAAAGGGCCAUGAAACAUUCAUCCUGCUCACCUGGACAAUACAUCAACCAAACCGGAACAGAGUUCAGAGAUACAGUGUGUGAUUACUGUCCUGCUGGUUCAUAUUCAAAUGGUACAUUCUGCAAAUUGCAUACAAACUGUGCAUCUCUUGACAAAAUAACAAUCAAGGAAGGAACAGAUAAGACUGAUGCUGAGUGCAGUAACAGAGCACCUUCUUAUUUACUGCCACUGAUUCUGUGUGUGUGUGGAGUGUGUUCGCUGUCGCUUAUUGUCAUAAUUGUAAUUAUUGUAAGGAAAAAAAUUAAGCAAAAUAGUGGAUUAAAUCGAGUUACAACUCAAGAUUUAGACCUGUAAACUUUGUUUUUAAUCAUGUAAUGUUUUUAAAUAGUAAUUACUGUUUCUACUAUACGUUUAAUAUUUUUUCAUGAGCACCAAAAUCAAGCUGGUCCUCCCUCUGACCAAGUUAUUUGCUCUCUUGGCUAAUGUUUAUAGAUUAAACUUGUAUAAAUGCCAGUCAGAAGUUGCAUAGAUCCCCCAGCAGAUCUUUUAUCAAAGAUUCAGUCAUGUUUAGUGGACUUUUUUUGGGACAAGCUGCACUGGGUACCAAAAGUGUAUUGAACCUUCCUAAAGAAGAAGGAGGACUUGGACUGGUGCAUCUACAAACAUUCAGUGCAUACAAAGACUUUUAACAGGCUCGGAGAACCCAAACCUCUACACUGAGAGGGUUUGAAGGACUAGGAUUGGAUAGAGCCUCACUGUGAUCCUCAGAAGCUGAAACUCUCCAAGUUUCCUGUUUUUUAUCAAAUCUUUUUAAAGUGUGGGCCUUGUUCAAGAUUCCAAAGAAGAGGACUGUGAACACUUUGUUCUGGCUGUUGCACGAGGCGUUUAUUUUGGGCUCACGUUUGGCCUUGUCCAGUGAACUGAGUUACUUUGUGACAGACGAGAAUCUUCUCAACUCUGGAGCUAACUUUAUAGAUGUUCAGUGACUGAGAAGCUGGGGUUGAGAUCUACUCGUUUGGUUGCCAGAACACUUGACAAGUGGAGGACCGCUUUGUCUGAAAAAGAACUGAAAUUGUUAUUGGAUUACUCACUGGGGUUUAUUAAUCCAGAUUGUACUGAUUAUUUUCCCGAGUUAUAUUUAACUCCCUUAAUGGACAAUUGUGGAGGCUGUUUCUUAGAGGUUAACAAUUUGAUUGUGAUGCGCUCAGAAUGCUACUUCUGGAAAGGUCUGUUACAAAAUCUGUGUUAAAAUCUUUAAUAAGAAGACCUUGG